Centropristis striata (black sea bass) is the source of this 3750-nucleotide messenger RNA. Its product is annotated as transforming acidic coiled-coil-containing protein 1-like. The record is from RefSeq and is a predicted model, not a curated record. The coding region runs from base 336 to 1865 and encodes 509 amino acids. Gene Ontology annotation, biological process: cell population proliferation; cerebral cortex development; mitotic spindle organization. Gene Ontology annotation, cellular component: cytoplasm. Lineage: Eukaryota; Metazoa; Chordata; Actinopteri; Perciformes; Serranidae. The transcript is spliced from 13 exons.
GCAGCAGCAGCCUGAGACACGUUUCCCUCUCACGAGCGUCAACAAAGCAGAAGAGGAGGAUGGGAAAGCUGAGCCGCUAAGCAAGAGGAGGAAGUGAGCCAGCCAUAUAGAAAGCAAGAGGGGCAGAAGCUGACGUUAGGAGGGAGAGAGACACGAAGACACAUCGACAGCUUCUUUUGGGGAGUCUCCUUUUAGAAGUAGAAAGGAAGACUGUGGAAGAUCACUAAUUUCAACCUGAUUGACAGCAGUGACAAUCGAAACAAUCUACAGGAAGAGGAAGUUUACGAUAAAAUCUCGGAGGUGGCAGCAGGUUUAAAACUCAACGAGGUGCAGGGAUGUCAUGGCUGUCUCCGGUCCAGUGGGCCAAAUGGACAUGGUCAGCAGUGACUGGGGCUGCAGGAGACGAGGGGCAGCCCGGAUCCAGGGAUGACGGAGGGGACAAUUCAGACUCGGAGGGGACCUUUGAGACUCCAGAGGCAGAGUCUCCAGGUGUUGUGAAGCUGCUGAGCCAACUGGACAACUCCAACCACACAGUUCUUCCUGAUGUUACAAACCAAUUUCUGGACAACAACUCCAACCAGGACGUCGGCCCAGUUUCAUCCCAAGAGGUUGAUUCCCUGAACAACCUCACCAGCUCCUCCCCUAAUGACCGCAGCUUUGGUUUGGACCAGAACCUUAACCUGACCCUCAGUAACAAACCCAGUCCUGGAGAGGGCCUCUCCUCAUCCAGCCCUCUGCCCCAGUCUCUAGCCCUCCGGCCCCCAACGCUGUCCGUCCUCUCCCUGCUGAACAAACCCGAUCCUUCUGAGGUGGACGACCAGGCUCCGGUGACGUCUGACUCGAGCCCAGACUCAAACUUGAUCCCCAGUCCUGACAUUUGUGUGGAUCCUGACUUGCUUAAUGGCAACAUAAACUGCGACAAGCAAAACGCAAAACUGACCUGUGAGACCAACGGCACAAUUAUCACGAACUCCUGCAAAGUGAAGCAGAACCAGCCCAUGCAAAACGACUUCAACGGACAGGAUGACCAUCAUGGGGACCAUGCCACAGACGAGGAGAAGUUGGCAAGCAGUGUGGGUGUCAAACCAGACAAGGACCAAAGUGACUGCCAUGUGACAUCAAAACCUGAAGACUCAGACUGCUGCUCAGUGCAGUUUGAGGAUCCAUGCAAGCUGAAGAACAAUUUGAAGGGAGGUGAAAUGCAGAAAACAGGAAGUCAGGUCCUCGAUUCCAUCUGCAUCAGUGAGGCUGAAAAACAGGCCGUCCUCACCCUCAUCAGAGAGGAGAUCAUCACUAAAGAAGUGGAAGCCAGCGACUGGAAGAAAAAGUACGAAGACACCAAGCAAGAAGUCAGUGAGAUGAGGAAGAUUGUUGCAGAAUAUGAGAAGACAAUUGCUCAGAUGAUUGAGGACGAGCAGCGCAACAAACAGAGUUCCCAGAAAGCUUUGCACGUUGCAAAUACGGAAAAGGAAGCCGCCCUGACGGACCUGAACUCCGUGGAGCGCUCGCUCUCUGACGUGUUUCGGCGUUAUGAAACUAUGAAGAACACCCUGGAGGGCUUUAAGAAGAAUGAGGAGGUGCUGAAGAAGUGUGCUCAGGAGUAUCUGGCCAGGGUCAAGCAGGAGGAGCAGAGAUACCAGACACUAAAACUCCAUGCUGAGGAGAAACUAGACAAGGCCAAUGAGGAGAUCGCUCAGGUGCGUACAAAGGCGAGCUCAGAGAGCACGGCGUUGAAUGCCAGUUUGAGGAAGGAGCAGAUGAAGAACGAGUCUCUGGAACAAGCUCUGCUGCAGAAGAAUCAGGAGAUCGAGGAACUCACCAAGAUCUGUGAUGAGCUAAUUGCCAAAAUGGGAAAAAUCGACUGAGAGCGCUCCGUGUGAGUCAGCCACUGCCGUCCCUGCGGUCCCGCCUGACAGCGACGCCCUGUGCAUGCCCCCAGCCAAGAAGCAGCUCUCAUACCCUCUGCCAGCCCUGCUUCACAGAGACUGCUAAUGUACAGACAUGUGUAAAGUUACUUCCUGUGUACUACAAUUGCACUACUUGUGACCUGAAUCAAAAAGGUUCUGUACAUGCUAAUAAUUGUUCCAGUUGGGACUGUGUUGUAUGUAUGUGGUCACGUUGUUUUGUUAGCAUUUUUGUCCAUUACGAGGCCAUCUGGACGUCUUCUGUUUGCGCCCAUAAUGCCAUCAACACCGCUUGUGACUCAACUUAAAUUCCCAGCAGCUUAACAGCUAAAUUCCCAGCAACUCCUCCGACAGGAUGACAUCAUGCAGGCGGGGGUUGUUUUAGAGUCACAUUUAGGCGUACGGUUUAUUCUGAUGGACUUUGACAAGGAUUGUUUUAAAGCAACAACCCAUGAUUUUUUUUUUUCUAACAAAAAGCAAAGCUCAGGGGUAAUGUGUGGGGCAGAAAGCGGUCAGGGUCAAAGUCAAGCUGCACAAGAGCUGAAAGAAAGGAUUUCAGGAUUAUUUGAGGAAUAGUAGUCCUCUGAGGCCUUGGUUUGUUCAGGAAAGACACUAAACAAGUCUGGACCACAUGUCAGUGAAACUAAAGCUGCAAAUAAUUCACAGCAUUUGCUUCACAUGGAUUCUGGUCAAUUCAAGUAACUGCAAGUAGUUUAUCAGGCACCGAGAAGUAGAAUAAUCUGACAAUCAUAGACUUAACUGUAAUUAUACAAACUUUGUGGCUUGUCUGAUGCACAAAGUCAGCAAAGAGAAAACUUUAUCCAGAAGAGUAAGAGUGAAAAGUUAAAUCAACUCCAUCACUGCACAUCCUGUGUUUAUAAUCCUAAACUGGAAAACGUUACAACAUAGUGACUCUAUAUUUUGAUUGAAGAUACUUAAAAACUAUUAUAAUAUUAUCAAAUGCUGCAAUAUGUCAACAAUUAUUAUUUUUCUUAUUAAACCAUCACUGUGUCGCAGAUUGAGGGUCCACAAGUCACAUUUGUGUUUGACAGCCUUGUUGUUGAGUUUUUUUUCUUCUGUUGCUUAUGUGUGAAGAUGUGAGCUCUCGUGCCUGUAUUUACAGCACUGCACCACUAAUUCAGCAGAUAAAUAUGUUUCUUUGCAUGAUUAUUUUCAUAGCUUUAUAUUUCUCAGAAGACAGAUCAGUAAAACUAGCUGUGUAGUAAUGAUUAAAACUGAGUAUCCGUGGAAACUAGUGAGUCUGAGUGUUGGUUAUGAUGAGGAAAAAAACUUUUCAAUUCUUGCAUUUCUUUUCUAAGGAAAAGUAUUGUUCCUUCCACUUAACAAAAUAAGCCAAAUGUAUCAUCAAAUGAGAAAUGUUUAUUGAAUGCUUAACACUCACUACUAUUUGCCUCAAUGUAAUACUAAAUCUCUGAUUUAAACCAGGCAAUGUUUGGUCAAAACACUGAAACAAGACAAAAAAUCUGGCUAAGAAUUCAGGUCAAAUUUCUUUGGGUACUUUACAGUUUUCAACACUCUUGACGCCAGACACUCUUGAAAAUGUUUUACAUGUGUAAAUCCAUAUUAACACAAACUGACUGAUGUGCCACAGUUUAUAUUUGUGUCAUUCAAAUGUCACGUUACCUCUCAUUACUCAGCUGGUUUGUCUUUGCUUUGCAAAAUAUUGUUUCGUCACUUUAGCCGCUUUUUAAAAUAUAUUAUUGUUUGUAUUUGUAAAUUAGAGGAUGAGGAUCUCACACUUGUGUUGACACAAUGAGGAAUAACAGCGUGAGUGUGUGUAUAUUUGCCUGAAUAAACAUGAAUAUAAUUUGUUCUACUACAACUU